AUGUUCCACCUCACGACAGUUCCCGCCCGCUACGGGAGGCACCUCCUGGUCGGCCUCCUAUCGCCAGCCGUCCAUGUUCCAGUAUCGCUUACUACCCGAAGGACUCUCAAGAAUAAAGCGAAGCUUCGCCCCAAUCCGCGGAUCAAACAGGCGAUGACGCCGGAUAUGCUGCCGACAGAAGUCUCGGCAGCACCCCGCUCGCUUUCAGAGUUCCAAAUCCGGAUCAAAGACUUGGAUAUGAAGCAUGUCACGGCACAAGAGGCGCACGAUAUGUAUACGAAAUACAUGAAGGCCGUGGCCGCCAAGCAAAGGCCUGCCGGUUGGCAGGAAAAGUUCGCGAUAGACACAAACGCCUCGGCUGCCAAGCUCCAUGAGACGGCCACACUCGUGCUCACCCUCCAAUCACUUCGCGGAAGUGAGUUCGAGUUUUCUUGCACCAUGCUGAGAGCCGCCGCAGGCCUCGGCGACGACGCCGCCGCCCUCAGCCUCGGCCGCAUCCUCCAACGUCCGCGCACCAGGCAGGACUACUUCCACUGGGACCAGCCAUGGUGGCGGCAAGCGCGCUAUCGCUGCAUGGCGCUUAUAAAGGAGGGCCGCGACGCCAACGCCCUCGUUCUAAAAGGCCUGAUUCACCUGAAGCGCAACAACCCAUUGGACGACUCCCUUGCCCUCGAGGCCUUUGUGCAGGCCGAAACAGUCGGCAAGCGUGCAGACCGUUUCGAUUGGGAGCCGACGUGCCUCGAGGGCCAGGGCAACGCCCACCAACGCUUGAACCAGAAGAAACAGGCGGAGGAGGCCUUCAGGCGGCUCGCCGACCUCGACUGUGCGAGGGGCUUCUACCGCCUGGCCAGGUUGUUCCCAAGAAGCGAAUCCACCCUUGACUGGCUCACCAAGGCGGCCGCUUCGGGGCUCAGUGAGACGUACCAGUUGCUAGUGGACGAGCACGAGAGGCUACGCAGCAUCUGCAUGAACCAGGGCAGGGAGAAGGAGGCCCGGCGGCACGAGCGAGACGCCGCAGAGUGGACGUUGGUCAUGAGGGCACAAGCGACGCGGGACAAGGAGCUUAAUACAGCCACCGAGUCCACGCGAAGUCAACUGUUGUAA
Messenger RNA from Colletotrichum navitas, 1104 nucleotides. RefSeq lists its product as uncharacterized. The record is from RefSeq and is a predicted model, not a curated record. Bases 1 to 1104 code for a protein of 367 amino acids. Gene Ontology annotation, molecular function: protein binding. NCBI's taxonomy places the organism in Eukaryota, Fungi, Ascomycota, Sordariomycetes, Glomerellales, Glomerellaceae. The transcript has 2 exons.